CAACGCAGCAACCACAGUUCUACACCAUCCCUACUCUCAAAUACCCAUUCUAUCCCACAUGAUACCGUGCUAAUAUACGCCUUACGGCCUACCUAAGAGAUGCCCACAUCUCUCCCAUCCGUGGUUGCUCACGCACUCUCCACCAUCGCUGAACCAACCCCCGAAGACCCCAUACGGCAGUGCACAAAACAUAACCUCAACGCCCUCCACGACCUCCUAUUCAAAUGCCAGGACCUAGCACUUGACCUUGCCGACGCAAAACUGCGCGUUUUCCCCUUCAAAGAUGUGGAGACUUGCUGGCGACGACUAUACACGGACGCGAGUAUCGUGAAAGCUUGUCUAGUGAUCGUUGAGAACUGCGGGGUCCUGGAUGAUGAGGGGGGUAAUAAUAGCAUAGGGAAACAUGAUACAGGCAAGGAGCUUUGUGCGCGAUGGGUUGGGAGGUUAUUGGAGCAGGGAAAUGACGCAACAAUGAAGUGGAAGAUUCACCCCAACGCGUGGUUAUCGCCGAUUAUUCAUGUGCUCGAUAAAGCCUUGAUAAUGACCAGUGCACCGUUACGUGAAUCACUCGUCGAAAACCUCCUAUCUAGCCUUCAAGCCGCUACAUCACAAACUGCAGACUCCCAAGACGAGGAAAGCGAUGACUCGGAAUGUUAUCGCGCUGCUAAACGCAGAAAGUUCUCCCCUCCGCUUUUCCCACCCGAUACAACCCCACCUACACGCUCGAAAUCGCCGAUACCCCGUCUCUCAGCCCCCUCGUUUGACGCCAUCGAGCACCAUAUACAGGACGUCCGGACGCCGCUGGUGAUAACGGAUGCAGUGGAACAUUGGCCGGCCAUGUCGGCGAGGCCUUGGUCGUCGCGGGAUUACUGGAUGGAGAGGACGUUUGGUGGGAAACGGCUGGUUCCUGUGGAGGUUGGGAGGUCGUAUACGGAUGAGGGAUGGGGGCAGCAGAUUAUGGAGUUUGGGGAGUUUGUGGAUAAAUUUGUUUGGAGGGGCGAGACGAUGUCCGGAGAGGAGGAUUCUUGUCAGACGGGGUAUAUGGCGCAGCAUGAUCUUCUAUCACAAAUCCCGGCGUUGAGGAGGGAUAUUUGCAUACCGGAUUAUUGCUAUAUUGAUCCUCCGGCGCCGGAACCAGGAACGCCGGUCUAUCUCAAGAAACAGCGGGAGCAGGCAGAGAAGGCCAAAGCACAUGGCGCGGAAGACUCCGGGGGGGGGGAAGACAACGACAACAACAACCGAAGGAACUCAGAAACAUCCGAAAUAAGCCUCCCAGGCGACCCUAUAAUCAACACCUGGAUCGGCCCUGCAUGGACUAUAUCCCCCCUCCACCACGACCCAUAUCACAACAUUCUCGUCCAGGUAGUAGGCACCAAAUAUAUUCGUCUAUAUUCCCCGCAUACGCCAGCCUCCCAAAUCUACCCCCGUGGAAUGGAAGCUGUUGCCUCAUCUCCCACAAAAAAUCAGACAGGAUUCGAAGAACAGGAACCAAACCACCAGCUCAUUGACAUGUCGAAUACGUCGCAGGUCGACUUGACAUCCAUUGAGCUUUCCCCGGCUGAAGAGGAUCAGUGGGAUGCACUCUGGCCAGGUUUUCUGCAAGCGGAGUAUGUUGAGACCGUUCUUAAGGAAGGGGAAUGUCUUUAUAUCCCGGUUGGAUGGUGGCACUAUGUCCGAGGAAUAAAGGCAGGUGCUAGUGUUAGUUUUUGGUGGGAAUAGGUUAUUCUUGAUGUGAUCAUGAUUGAUUCAUACCACUGCAUUGGGUGGCGUUGGAAGAUAGGUACUAGACAAUAUCAUUGCUCAUUGCUAAGCUAAGAUCAGAAGGUCACCAGAGCCCUC
Messenger RNA from Aspergillus ruber CBS 135680, 1839 nucleotides. RefSeq names its product putative JmjC domain protein. The coding region runs from base 100 to 1719 and encodes 539 amino acids. Gene Ontology annotation, molecular function: 2-oxoglutarate-dependent dioxygenase activity. NCBI's taxonomy places the organism in Eukaryota, Fungi, Ascomycota, Eurotiomycetes, Eurotiales, Aspergillaceae. The transcript has a single exon. The record is from RefSeq and is a predicted model, not a curated record.